Messenger RNA from Phytophthora nicotianae INRA-310, 1760 nucleotides. RefSeq lists its product as hypothetical. The transcript is spliced from 3 exons. The record is from RefSeq and is a predicted model, not a curated record. Gene Ontology annotation, cellular component: membrane. Gene Ontology annotation, biological process: lipid metabolic process. Lineage: Eukaryota; Oomycota; Peronosporomycetes; Peronosporales; Peronosporaceae. Gene Ontology annotation, molecular function: oxidoreductase activity, acting on paired donors, with oxidation of a pair of donors resulting in the reduction of molecular oxygen to two molecules of water. The coding region runs from base 82 to 1530 and encodes 482 amino acids.
UUCGCGCCCACGCCCGGAAGGACCAUCGGAACCUCCGCUGCACCUGCAUCAUAGCCACUCACUGACGAACUAGAAGCUGUCAUGGCCCCCAUCGAGACCGAGAAGUCCAUCGCCAACGAGGGCCUACACCAGCGCAAGCCUGCUGUUGCUGCCGCCGCUGCUGCUGACAAGGCUGCUGCCACAUACACGUGGCAGGACGUGGCCAAGCACAACACUGCCAAAAGCGCUUGGGUUAUCAUCCGUGGCAUCGUCUACGAUGUGACCGAAUGGGCGGACCGCCACCCCGGAGGUCGCGAGCUCGUACUGCUGCACGCCGGUCGCGAGUGUACCGAUACGUUCGACUCGUACCACCCGUUCUCGAACCGCGCUGACAAGAUCCUGGCCAAAUACGCCAUCGGCAAGCUCGUUGGAGGCUCCGAGUUCCCCACCUACAAGCCUGAUACGGGUUUUUACAGGGAAUGCUGUGACCGCGUUAACCAGUACUUCAAGGACAACAACCUGGACCCGCGUAGCCCGUACUCGGGUCUGUGGCGUAUGCUUAUCGUCGCGAUCCUUGGUGCUGUGUCCUACGUGGGCAUGAACCAGAUGCUGUCGGACAACAUCUACGCUCACUACGCUUGGGGCGCCCUCUUCGGUGUGUGCCAGGCUCUACCGCUGCUGCACGUGAUGCACGAUGCCUCGCACGCCGCCAUUACGAGCAGCCCUACAGGCUGGAGACUCAUCGGACGUCUUGCUAUGGACUGGGUGGCCGGCGCUAACAUGUUAUCGUGGCUCAACCAGCACGUUGUAGGCCACCAUAUCUACACGAACGUCGCUGGAGCCGACCCUGACCUUCCCGUGGACUUUAAGAGCGACGUGCGUCGCAUUGUCUAUCGCCAAGUACUGCUUCCGAUCUACAAGUUCCAGCACAUCUACUUGCCGCCGCUCUACGGUGUGCUGGGCCUCAAGUUCCGUGUCCAGGACAUCUUUGAGACGUUUAUCUCACUCACCAACGGGCCGCUGCGUGUGAACCCACACUCGGUUGGUGACUGGGUCGAGAUGAUCAUCUCCAAGGCCUUUUGGGCGUUCUACCGCAUCUACAUCCCGCUGGUUGUGCUGCAAGUUGAUUCUGCUCGCUUCUGGGGUGUCUUCUUCCUGGCUGAGUUCGUGACGGGCUGGUACCUGGCCUUCAACUUCCAGGUCAGUCACGUUUCCACGGCUUGCGACUACCCGGGCGGUGAUGAAGAGGUCUCGGCUAUUGAGGACGAGUGGGCUAUCUCUCAGAUCAAGUCGUCGGUGGACUACUCGCACGGCUCGUUCCUCACGGCGUUCCUCACGGGUGCACUCAACUAUCAGGUGACCCACCACCUCUUCCCCGGUGUCUCGCAGUACCAUUACCCUGCUAUCGCCCCGAUCAUUAUUGAGGUGUGCAAGAAGUACAAGAUUAAGUACACGGUCCUCCCCACGUUCUCGGAUGCACUGGCUGGCCACUUUGAACAUCUCGUUGUCAUGGGCAAGAUGGGCAAGCGUGUGAGCGUCCACAUGGGCUAAGUCUUUAGCUGGUGGUCAACCUACCGAGGAAAAUCCUGGGCCCAAUCUGCUGUUGAGCCAUUUGGCUCUAGUUGCUGGUAAACGUUGGUGUCGAGCUGGAAGGGUAAGAUGCCAGGAGCUGUUGCAUUGAGGUCAGUCACAGUAAUCCAUGCUUUCAGUUUGAUCGAGUGUUCUUUGCUAUUGCUCUCAGUUGAAGCUAAAGAUCUCGACCAGAUUGGUUUACUGCACUG